Molecule: messenger RNA, 1590 nt
Organism: Talaromyces amestolkiae
Lineage: Eukaryota; Fungi; Ascomycota; Eurotiomycetes; Eurotiales; Trichocomaceae
Exons: 4
Coding region: 1-1590 (529 amino acids)
Cellular component (GO): cytoplasm
Molecular function (GO): ubiquitin protein ligase activity; zinc ion binding
Source: RefSeq, a predicted model, not a curated record
AUGGCUCCCCCUGCUGGCGGCGAUCGGCCUAUUGAGGCUCAGAACGGAGGAAUUCAAACAACUCGACGCCGCGAAAGCUUUGCUUCACAGGAAUCGCAAACCGCGAAAGAUUUCAUUGAAUCCCAACUGCAACUCGAAGCCGAUGCGCGCGAAAUUCUUCCUUACUCUUUUGACUCUUGUACCCAAGAGCUAGGUCCACUCCGACAGACGCUUUUCUCUUGUUUGACAUGUAAUCCUCCGCACAACAACAACAACAACAACAACAACAACAACAACAACAACAGCAACAACAACAACAACAACAACAACAACAACAACAACAACAACAACGACGACGAUCCUUACAUCCCGGCCGCUGUUUGCUAUUCGUGCUCUAUAUCUUGCCACGGUGAACACACUUUAGUUGAGCUCUUUACUUGUACUCUGCGAGUCGAUCGGAAAACAAAAGCGAAGGGCGUUCGCUCUCAGCCUCCUGCGGACGGAAACAAGUAUAACCAUAACUUUCGUAACCGCUUCUGCGCUUGCAAUGAAGAGUACGACCCGCACAAGGAGAAGGGAACUAUGUUUCAAUGCCUCGGCCUAGGAACAGUUGAGACUGGAGGCUGUGGGGAAGACUGGUGGCAUCCUGAAUGUCUUCUCGGCCUUCCACGGGGACGUCAGGAUACGGCUAAGGAGACUGAGGCAACACCAAAGAACGAAGAGGCCGAAGCAAAUGUCGACAAGCCAGCCGAGGACAACGUGGACGAAGAUGAAAUACCUCUACCUUCAGGAUUCCCGAGUGAAGACGAUUUUGAGACUUUCAUCUGCUAUAAGUGCCUGGAUUCGAAUCCUUGGUUGAAGCGCUAUGCUGGAACUAGAGGAUUUUUACAGCCAGUAUUCAGGAGUCCGUCCACUGAGAAAUUCGAAACAUCAGAAAAAGGCGGAGAAGCAAAGUUGCAAGAACUCACACAAUCGCGAAAGCGGAAAGCAGAUGACGAGGAUGAUAAGAAUCAAGAUACAAAAAAGGCUAAAGUGGACGGUCAGGAUGGUCUAGAGACAAUCCAAGAGGAAAAAACAUCUACAGAAGUAUCCAAGCACAAGCAUGAGUUGUUACCGUCAGAAAAUCCCUCUGGAACAUUUUCACUCUUUCUCAAGGAAGAUUUCCGUGAACACUUAUGCCACUGUCCCGAUUGUUUCCCUCACCUUAUCCCUCACCCUCAACUUCGCGAAGAAGAAGAGACAUAUGAACCUCCCUUAUCCGAAGACGGUGAGGACGAGAACAACGGCGCAGGUAGCCAGGGAACGACGAGCCUAUUGGAUCGCGGCGAGGCAGCACUCAGCAAUAUUGACCGCGUACGUGCCAUAGAGGGCGCUAUGGUGUACAAUCACCUGCGGGACAAGGUCAAAGCUUUCCUCAAACCGUUCGCCGAGAGUGGCCAGGCUGUUAGUGCGGAAGACAUCAAGUCCUAUUUUGAGAAGUUGCGUGGAGAUGACAUGGCUAUUCGCGAAGCUGGUGGUCAGGCUUCUGCCUCUCAUAACAAUGGAGGAAGUGGACGAGACAGUGAUCAGGAAGGGGGCGGUUCUAACCGGAAGGAACAGAGUGGUAUGUAA